Molecule: messenger RNA, 993 nt
Organism: Carya illinoinensis
Lineage: Eukaryota; Viridiplantae; Streptophyta; Magnoliopsida; Fagales; Juglandaceae
Product: protein FAR1-RELATED SEQUENCE 5-like
Exons: 1
Coding region: 1-993 (330 amino acids)
Source: RefSeq, a predicted model, not a curated record
AUGGAGAAAGGGGAAGAAUACACUUCUGCUAGGCGACCGCUGUUUUUUGUGGAAAACAGUAAUUAUAUGGAUACACCAACGCCGGGGGAUGAUGAGGUAGUGAUUGAUAAUCAUGGUAUAGUAUUGGGGAAUGAUGAUGAUGAUGUGGUGGUUUUAGAGCCAACGCUGGGAAAUGAUAAUGAUGGUAUUUCAGAGCCAACCUCAGGAAAUGAUGUUGAUGGGGUUUCAGAACCAAUGUCGGGAAAUAAUGAUGAUGGGGUUUCAUGUCCAACGCUGGGAAAUGAUGAUGGUGAUGGUGGGGUUUCAAAGCCAACGCCGAGGAUGUUUUUUAAAACUGAGAAAGAACUCAUUUACUACUACAAGCAAUAUGGGAGACAGGCUGGAUUCGGCAUAAUGACACAAAGAAGUAAAAGGGAAAAUGAUGGGAGUGUUAGAUAUGUAACACUUGGUUGUGCUCGUGGUGGUAAGGCAAGAAAACGUAUUACCAACAUUUCUAAACCCUGCCCAAUAACAAAGACUGAUUGUAAGGCGAGAAUUAAUGCAGUUUUGGCUGAUGAUGUCUUACGUAUAACUACUAUCUGCAAUGCACAUAACCAUGGGUUAAGUCCACAAAAGGCAAGAUUUUUUAGAUGUAAUCGUGCAAUUGAUGAUUCCGUAAAGAGGCAAUUAGAUAUUAACGACAAGGCAGGCAAAGGUAUGUCCAAAAGUUUUAACGCAUUGGUUGUUGAGGCUAGUGGUUUUGAGAAACUUCCAUUUAUUGAAAAAGAUGCCCGGAAUUAUAUUGACAAAGCUCGACACCUUAGACUUGGUAAAGGAGGUGUUGAUGCACUUCGUGGUUAUUUUGAGAGAAUGCAGUAUAAGAAUGAUGGGUUUUACUCAUCGAUGGAUUUGGAUGAUGAUGGUCAAUUAAAAAAUGUCUUCUGGAUCGAUGCACGCAGCAGAGCAGCGUAUGAGUAUUUUGGAGAUGUUGUGACAUUUGAUACAGCAUACUGA